AUGCCUGUUUCUAAACGGAAUGAAAAAGUUUUGCGCACCCUGGUGAGGAGCGUUGCAAAAUUGAGCCAGUUUUUUGAUGAAAACGAAAUAUGGAAAUGUUUCCUAUCCAAAGUAUACAGAUAUGAAAAUGAAAAGUGCACCAAGUACAAUGAUUUUCUAAAACAAUAUUUGAAUAAUGGUACACAUUAUUGCCCUAUAAAAUCAAAAAAGAAGAGAUUAAGAAGUGAAUUAAUAAAAUAUAUGCGAAGUAAUUUGAAGAAUAAAGCAGUAGGUGAUGAUCUGAAACACCAUGAAGACAUAUUUAAUGUUGGUUUUACAGCUAUUAGACAUCUUGGAAGAGUUAAAAAUUCUUUACUUCUAGCCUUAGGUGAUGAAGCAAACAUAAUGAAGCACCCAUAUAAACAUAAUACAAAGUUGUCUAUGGAAAAUGGAAAAAACUUAUGGUAUUGUGAAGAAGAGAAAAUUCUGUUUAAGAAGAAUUUCCGAGUGGUGAAUUUUGGUUCGUAUGAUGAGACGAAUAAUAUUGGAAAAGUGGGCAAGCAACAGGACGAUUUGUCUCGAGAUGGAUCUAAUGUAAAAGGAAAGAACAGACCCGAAUCGUACAAGAAGAUUACAAUGGAGGUUCCCACGAGUGAGGCUACCACUACUGAGGCUGCCACUGCCGAGUAUGUCGCAGGUGUUUCUGCAGAUUAUGCGAGUCCAGAGAAACGAAGCAAAAACAGCAUUGUUCUAAAAAAAUGCAAUUAUAAAAAGGAAAUUAAAAAGGGCAUUAUUCUAGUCGCACAUCCGUUAACAUCCAGCACUUUAUGGAACCGAUCUAUCAUUCUUAUAACACACUGUGAUAAAAGCAACCUAGUAUGUGGUAUAAUUUUAAACAAACAUCCCUUAUACAGUAAUUAUGUAGGUGUAUCAAAGGACAAGGAAGUUAUAAAAAUAUUAAAUAAGCUUUAUCUGAGAAAGAAAAAAUAUACAAAAGAUCUCACCGAUAAUUUUAUUCAAAAUAAUAACAGUAGUGCAUCCGUGGAAAGAAUUAACACGUCUAACCCAAGUAAUAUUAAAACACAUACUAUUGAGAAGAACCAUCCUGUUGAUGAUGAUCACCCACAAGUUAAAGCAGAUGUGCCCAUUCUGGAAAAUAAAACUGAGGAUCAUAGGGGAGGAGAAGUAGAAGAAUGUUCAGCAGAAAAUUUUUCAGUAGAAGAAUGUUCACCUACUAAGACCUACUCAUUUGAUAAAGAAGAAACGAAACAUAACGAAGGGGAUAUCAAAAAGAAGGAGCAGUGUACCACGAAGCAAAAGGUUGAUGAAAAUAUCCAAUUGAAACUUGAAUCCACAGAAGAUACAGUUAACAUUCCAGUAAAAUAUGAAAGGAGCAUACAGGAUCGAGGAACAGAUAAAAAAAAUGAACAAAAUAAUAAGGAAGAAAGUUUGGUUGUGCUAGAAAAUCAGAAUAACAUUAAUAAUGAAGAGGAAAGUGCUAUUGAAAAAAAAAAGUUUCCAGUUGAGGCAAGGAAAGAAUUACUAUAUGAUCACCAAAAGAGUAGUGAUGAUUUCCCAACUUUGAAAGAUUUGCAAGAAAUGUUUUUAAGAAUUCAGUUUAGGAGUUCCUACAAACAUUACACAAAUAGAACAAAAAAACAGAAAAAUAAUAUUAACAUUCGUAGUACCCAUGGUUCAGCUAGCGAUUCUAUGAAUGUUAGGAGGAGAGAAGAGAUGGAUAAUACUCUGAUGAGCAGCAGAAAAAAUAGUCUCUUCAUUUUGAUGGAUGAACACUUACUAGAUAUUAUUACACACUAUAUUAUAAAAUUGAAUAAAGUUCCAAUUUAUUUAAGGUUCCUCCCUUCUUAUAACAUUGGAUCAAUUAUCGAUAUCCAAAAAGAAAUUAAAAAACUACAAUUUCUAAAUGAAUUUUAUAAAAUAUAUUUUGAAAAAUACAACAAAUGGAAAGUUGUUGUUAUAAACAAUCGUAUUCAUAUAUUCGAUAAAGGAGAAAAAAAAAAAAAAAAAAAAAAAAAAAAUUUUACAAAAAUGUCCAUACUUAAGCAGGAUUAUCCAAGUGUGCAGGGAAUUGCAAAAGCGGAAGUGGAAGCGGAAGAGAUGGGGGGAAAAACACUUUUAGAUGACAACUCUGCAAACUCAGAAAAACUUACGGAUGAGGAGAUUAAAUGGAUUCAUAAAAAAAUUAAGAAAUUCAAAGAAACAAAUAUAUUGUAUUCUGAUGACCAGGAGGAGGGAGUUCUCGACAAAGGUGCAGGUGCCCAGUGUAGAAGUAGAAAGAAAAGGGCAAAGCAGCAAAGGACGGAGCUGCAAAGGAAAAGGAAGAAAAAUGAGGGAAGAAAGCAUACCUUAAGGAAGCAUGAGUCUGAGUCUGAUGUGGUUGUGAGUGAUGGUAAUAUCGUCAAUGGGGACAGACAAGAGGAGGAAGAAAAAUUCGAAACGAAUGAUAGGCAGGUUGAACAUGAGAUAGAAGAUGAAGAAGAAGAUGAAGAAGAAGAAGAUGAAGAAGAAGAUGAUGAAGAAGAAGAUGAUGAAGAUGAUGACGAAGAUGAUGACGAAGAUGAUGACGAAGAUGAUGAUGAAGAUGACGAGGAAGAUGACGAGGAAGAUGACGAGGAAGAUGAUGAAGAUGACGAGGAAGAUGAUGACGAAAAAGAGGCCCAGGAAAAUGAUAAAAAUGAGGAAGCGUACAUAAUUAAAGGAAGGAGGGAGGUGGAGAAGAGCAAAGCAGAAGCAACUGCCAGUGGAAAAGUAGGAAUAAAGAACAACAACUAUUUGGUGAGAAAUCCAUUGAAUUUUUUCUGGCUUGGAGGACCGCUUCCAGGAUUAACAAUUUUGCACAACAUAAAGAAAUUCUCUAAAAACACAAUUGUAAAUGAUUUUAUAUACGAAGGAUAUAACGAAAAUGUGAAUCUGAUGAAUUCGUCAGACUCGAACGAUCACUUGGUGACACCUCAGGGCGUGUGCACAGAGCAGCGGCAAAAUGAACAAGAAAAGGAAGGUAAAAUGGUUCGGGAAACCGCUUCAGAUGUGAAUCCACUAAAGGAUGCCUCAUUAGAUGCAGACCCCAUUACACACGUGGAAAGAGAUAUCACACUCCACAAAGGGGAUCAGAAUUUGGAGGAGAAGGAAAGCAACCGAAAAAGUAACACUUGUGUGGAAGAAAACAGACUAAUAAAAAGAUUCAUUGGAAAGGCGACGUGGGAUAUAAAUCAAUUAAUGGAGGAAUUGAACAAUGACUAUUGGAUUGCUUUAAAUUGUGACAAUAAGGAGUUGUUAUCCAAAAUAAUUUUUAACACAACAGCUUGUGAUAGUAUUACUCCUACUACUGGAAGAGAUCUAAAAGAAAAUGAAAAGAAUCAUACAAAGGCUUCACUCGCAUAUGCAUACAAGGGGGAGAACAUAUGGGAAAAAAUUGUGGCAUCCAUAAAUAGCGAUUAUGAAAGUAUUUCUAAAAUACCUCAAAGUGUGAUCGAUAGUGUCUUGCACGAUUUCAGAGGUGUGGAAAAUGACUAG
Plasmodium gonderi is the source of this 3513-nucleotide messenger RNA. RefSeq lists its product as hypothetical. The coding region runs from base 1 to 3513 and encodes 1170 amino acids. Lineage: Eukaryota; Apicomplexa; Aconoidasida; Haemosporida; Plasmodiidae. The transcript has a single exon. The record is from RefSeq and is a predicted model, not a curated record.